AGUUCCUCCGUCUCUUUACACCUUCAGCCAUUUUGACAAUGUUGGGAGCUGUGGGACGCUGCUGCACCGGAGCACUGCAGGCUCUUAAGCCUGGGGUCGCGCCCCUUAAGGCCCUCGCUGGAUCUCCAGCCGUGCUCUCACGCAGAGACUAUGUCGCACCUGUCGCCGCUGCUGCAGCCGCCUCAGGCCGCAUUGUGGCUGUCAUCGGUGCCGUCGUCGACGUCCAGUUCGACGAGGACCUUCCUCCCAUCCUCAAUGCCCUGGAAGUAGCCGGCAGGGAGUCCAGGCUAGUCCUGGAGGUGGCACAGCAUCUUGGCGAGAACACAGUGCGUACCAUUGCCAUGGAUGGUACCGAGGGUCUGGUCCGUGGACAGAGGGUUCUGGACACUGGCGCCCCCAUCAGAAUCCCAGUGGGUCCCGAGACUCUGGGCAGGAUCAUGAAUGUCAUCGGUGAGCCCAUCGACGAGAGGGGUCCCAUCACCACCAAGCACACUGCACCCAUCCAUGCUGAAGCCCCCGAGUUCACAGACAUGAGUGUGGAGCAGGAGAUUCUGGUGACUGGCAUCAAGGUGGUGGACCUGCUGGCCCCAUACGCCAAGGGAGGAAAGAUCGGUCUGUUCGGUGGUGCUGGUGUGGGCAAGACUGUGUUGAUCAUGGAGCUGAUUAACAACGUCGCCAAGGCUCAUGGUGGUUACUCUGUGUUUGCCGGUGUGGGUGAGCGUACCCGUGAAGGAAACGACUUGUACCAUGAAAUGAUUGAGUCCGGUGUCAUCAACCUGAAAGACAACACCUCCAAGGUGGCGCUGGUGUACGGACAGAUGAACGAGCCCCCAGGCGCCCGCGCCAGAGUGGCUCUGACCGGUCUGAGCGUAGCAGAGUACUUCCGUGAUCAGGAGGGUCAGGAUGUGCUGCUCUUCAUUGACAACAUCUUCCGAUUCACACAGGCUGGCUCUGAGGUGUCUGCCCUGCUGGGUCGUAUCCCCUCCGCUGUGGGUUACCAGCCCACUCUGGCCACUGACAUGGGAACCAUGCAGGAGAGAAUCACCACCACCAAGAAGGGAUCAAUCACAUCUGUGCAGGCCAUCUAUGUGCCCGCUGACGAUUUGACUGACCCUGCCCCCGCCACCACCUUCGCUCACUUGGACGCCACCACUGUGUUGUCCCGUGCCAUCGCUGAGCUGGGUAUCUACCCCGCUGUGGAUCCCCUGGAUUCAACCUCCCGUAUCAUGGACCCCAACAUCGUCGGAACAGAGCACUACGAGAUCGCCCGUAACGUGCAGAAAAUCCUUCAGGACUACAAGUCCCUGCAGGAUAUCAUUGCCAUCCUGGGUAUGGAUGAGUUGUCUGAGGAGGACAAACUGACCGUGGCUCGUGCCCGUAAGAUCCAGCGUUUCCUGUCCCAGCCCUUCCAGGUGGCCGAGGUCUUCACCGGUCACAUGGGCAAGCUGGUGCCCCUCAAGGAGACCAUCAAGGGCUUCAAGAGCAUUCUUGCCGGCGAGUACGACAGUCUGCCCGAGCAGGCCUUCUACAUGGUGGGCGCCAUCGAGGAGGUCGUUGAGAAGGCACAGAAGCUGGCUGAGGAGCACGCAAACAAAGACUAAACAUCUGUGAGAAAAUAGGAGGGAAAAAGAAGAGGGGUUCUGCGGUUAGGAGCACUUGGUUUGUAAAACAUGUCAAAAUACAAAUGUACCUGUCUAGUCAUCCUGAAAAGUUCUAUUUAAUGUUUCCAAUGGAAGAUGGAAUAAAACACUGUCUUUACACAAAACAACUUGUCAACUGUUUUUACUAUAUGCUUAAAAAGUUGUAGAGAAUCUUGUUCCUAAUGGUGGAUUCCAUGAAGUUGCUGUAAUCCACUCUGAACACAAGAUGGCAGUCUUGGUCAUGUUGAGUUAUCUGAACUGUGUUGCAGCUUGUCACGUGCUGAAAUAAAACAGUGGACAAACAAAGUG
Messenger RNA from Notothenia coriiceps (black rockcod), 1949 nucleotides. It is a transcript of the gene atp5f1b, whose product is annotated as ATP synthase F1 subunit beta. Gene Ontology annotation, cellular component: proton-transporting ATP synthase complex. The coding region runs from base 39 to 1601 and encodes 520 amino acids. Lineage: Eukaryota; Metazoa; Chordata; Actinopteri; Perciformes; Nototheniidae. The transcript has 10 exons. Gene Ontology annotation, biological process: proton motive force-driven mitochondrial ATP synthesis; proton transmembrane transport. Gene Ontology annotation, molecular function: proton-transporting ATP synthase activity, rotational mechanism; ATP binding; ATP hydrolysis activity. The record is from RefSeq and is a predicted model, not a curated record.